This is a messenger RNA of Penaeus monodon (black tiger shrimp), 1419 nucleotides long. RefSeq lists its product as uncharacterized. The coding region runs from base 1 to 1341 and encodes 446 amino acids. The record is from RefSeq and is a predicted model, not a curated record. The transcript has 3 exons. Lineage: Eukaryota; Metazoa; Arthropoda; Malacostraca; Decapoda; Penaeidae.
AUGUGGUACCAGAAUGUUGAAAAUAUUAGUAGAGGGAAAGGAAGUGUCUUAGGGAUAAUGACAACCUCUUCAUCACCCACCAUAUCCUCCUUUGCAUCAGUUCCCCCAAUCUUCACCCAGACUGCUGGUACACUUCUGCACACCCCUUCCACUUUCAGCCCAGUGGCCCCUGUAAAUCUGCAACAGCCCACUCAUUUGCUUGCUGCAAUUGCCCUUAGUGAGCUUGCUGCUACAGCAAUGAAAAGGGUGGCUUGUGUUGAUGUUGGUGUUCAAACAGAGGAAAAUCCCAUCAAACGCUCAAGACGAAAAUCAGCUACAAGUGACUGGCAUAUAGAUGAUGGCAAUAUUACUCUUUUACAAAAUCAGAGCAAGCGAAAAAGAACAGCAGAAACUCAGACAAGGCUCACUCACAGAGACAGCAAACGACUCAAUAACAGCUCACAGCUGCAGCUGCCACCCAGUAUCUCAAGUACAAUUGGUACAGGGAAAGGAAAUGGUCAUAGUGAUAACGACACCACUUUCCUUGAAGUGGGUUCGGAUGUUUGCAAUGAUGAAGAUGAAAGUUCUUUGGGAAGUUUAGCACUACAGGUGGACUUGCCAGAAUUCAUCACAACUCAGCAAAGCACAUCAGGUACACAGACAAGUCCUCGUGCCCCUGGACUAACACACUCCCACCUCAGUAAUCUAACCAUAUCCCUUUUUGAUCGGGCUUGUGGGGAUGAUGAACCAGGCAUCCCACCACCAUCUAUGACCUCUAUCACUGCUACACAGACAAAUGAACAUUUUGAUCCCUUUGCAACAACACAGCUGCUUAUUGAUGCUGAUGAAGACUUACUUGGAGUUGUUGGUGAUACAGCCAGUAUAACAAAUCAGAGAGCUCCAUCUUUAGGGCACAUUCGCUCAUCAAGCAUAGAAACUCAAACUGACCAUGAUGUACUUCUAAGUGGAAAUGCUGGGGCCCCUGAUGAUUCGGAUGAAAUAAUCUUAACCACCACAGAAACUCAGACGGAUCCAAACAGUCUUUUGAUUUUGAGUGGAGGUACUGCUUGCCAAGGCCCAGGAUCAUGCCAGGUGCCUGGAGCAUGUCAAGGGCAUGAUAGUGAUAGCCUGUGGUGCACAAGUGAAACUCAGACAUAUGAAGAUUUUUCAGAUAUUGAACAGUUCAUGCGCUCAACCAUACACACACAGACCCCAGAUCACAGCCACAAUGAACUCUUCCCGGAAUUGUCAUUCACUCACACGCAAACUCAGACAAGUCUUGAUGAUCCUCCAGCACUUGUCACUACACACACUCAGACACCAAAGAGAAGGCAGCUACAUUCUGGUAUACCUGGUAGCUAGCUUAUUUUUAUUGUGUUAUUGUCAUUCAUCUUCAUAUAAUUAUUAUCAAUCAGUUGGUCAAUAAAUAGUGACAAUGAU